AUGAAUGCUGCGGCUGUAGCGGUCAUGAAGGAACUGCCCGACCUUGUCCUUGCAUUUGGCAACAGCGACGAAUACAGGACUGCGCCUUAUUCGAACGACGAGCCAGGUCAUAUCAACAAUCUCUACAACACCACUUUCUGGACCCUUGUUCAGCAGGGUGGCAUGGGAGCGCGAGAAGCAGAGCAAAGACUCAAAGGCACAGUGUCAUCCGACAAGAACGAGAUCUUGUUCAAGGAGUUCGGAAUCAACUACAACAACGAACCAGAGUGCUUCAAGAAAGGCACGGUGCUGUACAGAGAUCCCCCGUCUAUACCACUGCGAAUAUCCAGCAUUCCUGCCAACAGCAAGCCGCGGAAACUGUCUUUACCGGUCCAUCGAUCAACGUCAACACUCAAAGCUACGAGAGAUACUUUGGAUGAGAAGGAGAGCAUCGUUAGCCCCCGAGAUGCGACAUCGACGCCGCCCCGCAAAGUCAGCCCGCCGAUUCAAAAGAACAAGGCUCUACCCAGUCCGCCAAUGAGCGCAGAAGAGGAGAUGCGCACGCGAGAGAAGGUCAAAGGAAACAGCCCACGGCAAGACUGGAGCAAGUACGCCAUCGACGGCACUGAGUCACCUCAGCGAAGGCCGAGCGACUCAGACAACAGAGCGGGUCAAGGCUGGGGCACCCAAGACAACAUCUCCCACCCAGGUAUUGCAGAACUCCACGCCUUUUCCACACCCACACAGUCUGCGCCCACAUCAGCAACCUUACCAUACCCUCAUUCAGGCCCCGAUCUCCACACCCUAAUCUCCUCAACAUCCGCUGCAGGACCAAGUUCCCAAGCCUUUCCCACCAGUCGCCCGUCCACCAGCAGUCGCAACAAAGACAGCAGCACACACAAACCCUCCAAGUCCAACUCUUCAAAGGCCAGGCCGGAUAAAGGCAAACAACCACAGUCGGAAACGAAUGGUAAGGCUGCAGCUACUGCGCCUCAACAGGCGAAUGAAGGAUGGCCCGUACCCAUGAGUCGUACGCAGAGGGAUAAAGAUAAGAAAAAGCGGAGUAAGGCGACGGUGCUGAUGGAGCACGUGGAUAUCAUCAAGGAUGACUUUUGGGAGAAGAGGCCCUGGAUUCUGAGUGGGAAGACGGGCUGA
This is a messenger RNA of Alternaria metachromatica, 1134 nucleotides long. RefSeq lists its product as uncharacterized. The record is from RefSeq and is a predicted model, not a curated record. The transcript has 4 exons. Gene Ontology annotation, biological process: tRNA modification. Gene Ontology annotation, molecular function: magnesium ion binding; tRNA guanylyltransferase activity. Lineage: Eukaryota; Fungi; Ascomycota; Dothideomycetes; Pleosporales; Pleosporaceae. The coding region runs from base 1 to 1134 and encodes 377 amino acids.